CAUAAGCCGCUCUCCAACUUUAGCCACUGCCAUUCCAUGUCAACUGACAACGAAUGUCCUCUACGACUGGGGAGAGUAUUCCUGUGGGCACUGGACAUAUCACCUGUGAUUUACAUUCAUCAACUGUCGUCUUUUCGAAGCUCUCGUCUUCAUAUCCGCUCAAGCUCUUAUCGCCCAGAGUUGCAGAACAUGGGGUUGCUAUAGUGUAUGUGAUGAGCUACGGUGGUGGUCUGGUUGGCGGUGACUGCAUGCAACUUGUUGUUGAAGUAGGAAAAGAAUGCAAACUCUUACUACUCUCACAGGGAUCCACCAAAGUCUUCAAAACGCGUGCUGGAAACAGAGCAUCCACGCGUUUUCGAACAUCUUCCCAACCGACUCCAAGUAGUCUGAGUCUGCAAGCGGUCACAACUCAAUCUAUGGAAGUUACCAUAGCUCCAGACAGCGCACUCUUCCUCCUACCCGACCCCGUGACGUGCUUCCGCUCUGCAUCCUAUACCCAAGCGCAAACAUUCCAUCUUGCCGGGAGUGCGUCAAUUGUAUUGCUAGACUGGGUUACCUCGGGCCGCAAGUCUAUGGACGAGGAGUGGGAUUUCCUCCGGUAUUACAGCGUUAAUGAAGUCUUCGUAGAAGGCCGCCGCGUCGCACGGGACGUUUUACUGCUAGAUAACUCGUCCUACGAUACCCAAACUGCGUCCGAAUCCUGCUUAUCGAAUCCUACUACCCGCCCACCACCUCGGACGCUCAAAAAUAGGCUUGCACCCUAUUCAUGCUAUGCCAUGCUUCUUCUUUACGGACCCCAGACGCAUGGUGUCGUGACUGACUUGCAGGCAAAGUAUCGCACUAUUUCUAUUUUCAAGCGUGCUACCCCGGAGAGGUUCCUUUGGUCCCUGACUCCCGUGGAUGAUGGCAAAGGCACGGUUGUAAGAGCUGCUGGGGUUGAUACAGAGGACGUGAAGAAUUGGUUCAAGGAGGUACUUAGGGGGCUGGAAGCUGUUGUUGGGAUUAAUGAAUAUCGCAAAGCGUUCCUUUGAUGCCGCACAAGAUGCUGUAGUCGGAAUCCGACAGCCUGAGAAGGAUAUUCAAGUGCAUGUAUGCUCACAUUCAGGAUUACCCAUGACCAUGAUAGCUGCCGGUUCCGAGCGCACUGUUAUGCGAUAA
Suillus discolor is the source of this 1158-nucleotide messenger RNA. RefSeq names its product UreD urease accessory protein-domain-containing protein. The record is from RefSeq and is a predicted model, not a curated record. Bases 54 to 1031 code for a protein of 325 amino acids. Gene Ontology annotation, molecular function: nickel cation binding. The transcript is spliced from 2 exons. Lineage: Eukaryota; Fungi; Basidiomycota; Agaricomycetes; Boletales; Suillaceae.